CUGCGCCGUUACUGGGCACUCGCCAGUCGUUUCUCUCUAUUUCGCACGGUACGGGCCAGCCUCCUCAGCAACUGCCUACGGUACCCGAGAACCUGCUCGAGUGACUCGAGUCACUUAUCCAGUUUUCGUUUGGGUGCGUAACAGUGACGUUUCGUUCAGAUUUUUAACUGAUUUUGUGCAGGAUUUCAGUGGUUUUGUGAAACAUUUUGGGGUGCACAUAUGUGUUCACUUGGUUAACAGUGUUUCGUGCAACUUUUUUGAUCGAUAGAGUUUAGAUGACCAACACAAAUUACCCGUACAACCACCCGAACCCCAUAAUGUUCCACUCGAGCGCCCAGUCCGGCGGCUACACGGACUCGAACGCCGCCGCCGCGGCCGGUUUCCACCAACACCUCCAGCAGUCCCCGGUUUACGUGCCCAGCAACCGGGCCGUUCCCCAGUACGGCACGCCGACGGGCGGCCACUUCGGAGCUGCCCACCAAGGGGGGUGGCACGCGGGCGGCGGCUACGGCGAGAUGACGGCGCCCGCCGCGCACGGGCUGGGCGCUGCGCCGCAUCAUGGCGGCGCUCUAAGCGCCGGGCAGUUUUACGCGCAAAAUAUGAUGAUGAGCUCGUGGAGGGCUUACGAUGGGGCCGGCUUUCAGAGAACUUCGCCUUACGAUGCUGGUGUUGAAUUUCAAUUCGGUGAAGGAAGGGAAUGUGUAAAUUGUGGGGCAAUUUCAACUCCUCUAUGGAGAAGAGACGGAACUGGCCACUAUUUGUGCAAUGCGUGUGGACUUUAUCAUAAAAUGAAUGGAAUGAACCGACCACUUAUUAAACCAUCAAAACGACUGACGGCUACGAGGCGAUUAGGCUUGUGUUGCACGAACUGCGGCACCAGAACCACCACCCUGUGGCGGCGAAACAACGACGGCGAGCCCGUGUGCAACGCGUGCGGCCUCUACUUCAAGCUGCACGGCGUGAAUCGACCCUUAGCGAUGCGCAAAGACGGCAUCCAGACGCGCAAGCGCAAACCCAAGAAGCCGUCGGGCGGCGACAGAGAGGAGACGAGCUCCGCCUCCUUGGAAGAAAGUAAAACACCUUCCCUCGGACUUCCAUCCUCCCAACAACAGCAGCAACAACAACAACAAACCCAGCAGCAACAACAAACAUCUUCCCAAAACCAGCAGCAGCAGCAACAACAACAGAGCCAUCAAAUGGAGAAGUCGUCUCCCAUAGACCGACCGUACCUGGGUCAGACAUCCCUUCUCCCCGCCACGAGCACCGGCGCAAUUAAAAGCGAACCCGGCUAUGAGUACAACUACCUGCAGAACCAGCCUUCCUAUCCGUACCAGCAGAUCUUCGGAUUUCCUAGCGGGGCCUCCACCAACGGAGACAUGGCCUACCAUCAUCAGCACCACGUCACUGCGGCUGCCAAGUUAAUGGCGUCCUCCUAACAUCAUCUAAAGACUUUCCUGCUUUAGGAGAAAACGCAAACAAAUAGAUUUACGCAAUUCGGUACGCAGAGAAAAAUAACACUAUGAUAGUUUUACAAACUUUUUCCUAACAUUAAGUACUCCAGCUUUGGGCCGGUGAUUUCAAAAAUGUCAUUAGUUUGUCUCUAGGACGUCUAGGAUUUAAAAUAAUUUCGUAAUAAAAUGCUCUGCUCAAUCACCUCAAAAUGUAAGUUUUUUGUUGGUAUUUUAACCUCAAAAUUUAAUGCAUUUUCUAAUUUAAAUUUAUUAAAUCGUGCUUAUUGUGUUAAUGUACACAUAACGCCUUUUUUUAGCUGGGGAUGGUGAUUCAUUAUCGAACAAAUCCACCACCCCCUCAUUUGGUUCUAGCAGGCAACGGAACGGAGGCAGUGGGGAAGACUCUAAUGGCAUCGGUGAGGGUGAGGUUGGCGGCGAAGGCUCCGAUGCUAUUGGUGAGGGUAGUGGGGAAGGUGACUGAGUUCUAAAAAGAAAAAAAAAUUAAAACUUAAAUUAGAAAAAAAGUUGUGUGUAUUGCCUGUAGUCGACAAAACAAAAGCAGAAAAGCCUGCCACAGUCUUCGCAUUCUCGCCUGUAAGCCCAAUUUAUUGCUCUGCAAGAAAAAAUAGAUAAAUAAGUAAUAAACAUUAAAUAAAUAACUUACUGUUUUAAGGGCAUCAGAUGUGGAGGUGGAGUUAUAUUUCUGAAAAGAAAAAGGUAUAAAUAAUUAAGGUUAAAAAUAAAAAAAAUAUAACUUACUUUUCCAUAAAAUAUUCUUCUGGAUUGACAGGCGGCGUGUACCUGUUAGUACUUUCACUAUAUUCACUCAUCGUUGCUUGUACCUCAGUAUCCUCAUCAUCGUCGUACAUCUUUUGCUGCAAAUUCAAACUUCUUUCCGCUAUACCCAUAGAUAUCUACCAAUGCUCUAGACUUGCAGUUACUUGGUGAAAUCGUUCUCCAUGUUCAUCAGUUCGGCAAAUUUAUCAGGAUGAAAAAAAAAUGUAUUUAACGCUA
Molecule: messenger RNA, 2465 nt
Organism: Brassicogethes aeneus
Lineage: Eukaryota; Metazoa; Arthropoda; Insecta; Coleoptera; Nitidulidae
Source: the annotation of a GenBank genome assembly